AUGAGCGUUCUACUAGAAACCACUGAAGGAGAUCUUGCUGUUGACUUGGAUUUCGACAAGUGUCCGGUUGAGUCUUUUAAUUUUCUAAAACUAUGCAAGAGUGGCUUUUUCGAUUAUCAAUGCUUCUACAACCUUAAUAAGGAUUACUCUGUAGAAUGUGGGGAUGCUCUGUUAGGAAACGAGUAUCGCGGGAGUCUGAGGAUACACAGCACUUCAAUCCAAGGCCUGUGUGGGAACAAAGAGCCGUCCGCAGAGUUGUUGAAGUCAUCACAGGCCUAUAGUAAAAGUACCCUGGCUCAUCUAGGGGACAUUGCAUUUCUUGUUUCGCUUUUAGAAAACUCAACUCCAGUCAUAGGCUCCCGUUUCAUGAUUUCCCUCGCAGAAGACGACACAAUAUAUGAGAAUAUUGUGCGGUUUGGCAGGGUUGCGGACGAAUAUUUGCAGGCGCUGCGUAAAAUGUUCAUUAAGGUUACAGAUGACCAAAAAAGGCCCAACGUUGACAUCCGUAUUAAAAAAGCAUAUAUUUUGCAUGACCCGUUUCCAGACCCAGAGUGUUUUCGCUGCUUCCAGAUUGAAAUGCCAAUAAAAACUGUAAGGUUACCUCCGCACCUUACAAACAGGCCUAAUCAAGAAUCAGGCCUUGAUGAGCAGAAAAAGAUAGAGAGGGAGAUGCGUAGCAAAGAGUUGACACUCGAAAUUCUUGGCGAUAUUCCGUAUGUCGGAAUAAAGCCUUCUGAAAGGGUGUUAUUUGUUUGCAGGCUGAAUCCUAUAACGAGAGCAAAAGACUUAGCAACAAUCUUCCACAGAUUCGGGGAAAUAGAUGUUAUUGAAAUUGUGCGUGACAAAGAAACAGGCAGUUCUUUGGGUUACGGUUUCAUAGAGUUUACAAAAAAGGAAUCGUGCGAGAUGGCAUACUCUAAAAUGGAUGGUGUCCUAAUUGAUGAUAGAAGAAUCCACGUAGAUUUCUGCCAAAGCGCUAGGAAAUUAAGGUAG
Molecule: messenger RNA, 993 nt
Organism: Lachancea thermotolerans CBS 6340
Lineage: Eukaryota; Fungi; Ascomycota; Saccharomycetes; Saccharomycetales; Saccharomycetaceae
Product: PPIL4 family peptidylprolyl isomerase
Exons: 1
Coding region: 1-993 (330 amino acids)
Biological process (GO): protein peptidyl-prolyl isomerization
Cellular component (GO): nucleus
Molecular function (GO): RNA binding; peptidyl-prolyl cis-trans isomerase activity
Source: RefSeq, a predicted model, not a curated record